AUGAAUUUUCUUUGUGUGUUGGCUUGGCCCUCCUCUCCUGCUGCGGUUGAGCCCUGCUGCCGGCGGCUUCACGGGGCCGCUGGUCCGUGGCGGCGGCGGCGGCCUGCACACGCUCACGCACCCUCCACUCUCCCCAACACGUCACGGUCUGUCGAGGAGCGCCGCAGCGGCAGUAAGGGCGCCAGUAGUAUAUGGGACGCACGGCCGGCGGGCCGCCGGUGCAGCAGCUGGCUGUGGCGCCGUCACUGCCGGUACGCCGGCGGCCGCACUGCCGCUCUACGGCCGACGACGGAAGGGAGAUUGUCUGUUUCUUUGCGGCCGGCGGCCGCCACCGCGGCGCGGGGCGUUGACUGGCAGGCGGUCGGGCGCCGGAGGGGGCGCCCUGCGGAGGUGCUUGCGGCGCUGCUGGCGGACUGCGCCCCGCCCCCGGCGCUCGCCGCCCUCCCGUUGCGCCUCUUUGAGGCAACCGUCCUGUGCGACGACGACCCCCGCACGGCCGAGGCGGGUGAGGGGCGGUGGGGGCGGGCGGCCGCUCCACGACCCAGCGGCCUCAACUAUGGCUCCGAAGCGUCGCCCCGUGCCACGGGCCGCAGCAGCCGAAUAGUUUGCCCUGUCGCGCAGGCGCACCGCGUCUGA
Trypanosoma conorhini is the source of this 636-nucleotide messenger RNA. RefSeq lists its product as uncharacterized. The record is from RefSeq and is a predicted model, not a curated record. The transcript has a single exon. Bases 1 to 636 code for a protein of 211 amino acids. NCBI's taxonomy places the organism in Eukaryota, Euglenozoa, Kinetoplastea, Trypanosomatida, Trypanosomatidae.